Messenger RNA from Nannospalax galili (Upper Galilee mountains blind mole rat), 2466 nucleotides. It is a transcript of the gene Ptgdr2, whose product is annotated as prostaglandin D2 receptor 2. Gene Ontology annotation, biological process: inflammatory response; phospholipase C-activating G protein-coupled receptor signaling pathway; positive regulation of cytosolic calcium ion concentration. The transcript has 2 exons. Gene Ontology annotation, cellular component: plasma membrane. Gene Ontology annotation, molecular function: complement receptor activity; G protein-coupled receptor activity. The record is from RefSeq and is a predicted model, not a curated record. NCBI's taxonomy places the organism in Eukaryota, Metazoa, Chordata, Mammalia, Rodentia, Spalacidae. The coding region runs from base 251 to 1276 and encodes 341 amino acids.
UGGCGGUCCAGGAGAUUUCUAGCAAAGAGGCUGCAGGCGGGCAGUGGGUUAGAAGCUUAUCCCGGAAUUCCUCAAUCCACUGGCCAGGUGCCUCCCAAGCCUCUCAUGUCUCUCACCGGACCCUUCCUGCUCAGGCAGCUCUGCAGGGCCUCCUGCCUGCCCUGGGUCUCAGGACCUCUGGAAACUGAAUGCCAGGUUGCAGGCUCUUGGUUCUUGUGCCAGGCUCAGCCCUCCUUCCCUCCACCUUGUCAUGGCCAACGCAACGCUGAGUCUGCUCUGCCCGCUCAUGGAGGAGUUGAGACAGGUCCCAAGCCAUAGCAACUUCAGCAUGCGCUAUCUGGACCACGUGUCGGUGGUGCUGCACGGGCUGGCAGCGCUGCUGGGCCUGGUGGAGAACGGACUCAUUCUGUUCGUGGUGGGCUGUCGCAUGCGCCAGACAGUGGUCACCACCUGGGUGCUGCACCUGGCGCUGUCCGACCUGCUGGCCGCAGCCUGCCUUCCCUUCUUCACCUACUUCCUGGCGGUGGACCACUCGUGGGAGCUGGGCACCACCUUCUGCAAGCUGCACUCCUCGGUCUUCUUCCUCAACAUGUUCGCCAGCAGCUUCCUGCUCAGCGCCAUCAGCUUGGACCGCUGCCUGCAGGUGGUGCGGCCGGUGUGGGCGCAGAACCACCGCACGGUGGCGGCGGCGCACAGGGUGUGCCUAUCUCUCUGGGCCUUGGCGGUGCUCAACACCGUGCUGUAUUUCGUGUUCCGGGACACCAUCCCGCGGGUGGACGGCCGCAUCAUUUGCUACUACAACAUGCUGCUCUUGAACCCGGGUCCCGACAGCAACGCCACGUGCGACUCUCGCCAGAAGACCCUGGCAGUCAGCAAGUUCUUGCUGGCCUUCUUGGUGCCGCUGGCCAUCAUUACUUUGAGCCACACGGCUGUGAGUGUGCGCCUGCGCCACCGCGGCCGCCGCCACCGCGGCCGCUUCGUGCGUCUGGUGACCGGCAUCGUGGCGGCCUUCGUGUUGUGCUGGGGGCCCUACCAUGCCUUCUGCCUGAUGGAGGCGCGCUCACACGCCGUACCCCCGCUGCGGCCACUGGCACGGCGCUGGCUGCCCUUCGUCACCAGCCUUGCCUUCUUCAACAGCGUGGUCAACCCGCUGCUCUACGUGCUCACCUGCCCCGAUGUGGUGCACAAGCUGCGGCGCUCGCUGCGCGCGGUCAUGGAGAGUGUGCUGGUGGACGACAGCGACUUGGGCGCUGGUCCGGGCAGCCGCCGCGGCUAGCGAGCCUCCUCCACCACCACCUCGGCCUCCACCCUGUCACUGGCCGGCCGCCUCCCGCAGGCUCUGCGUCCCGCACGCCUCCUUGGCUGGCUACGGGGCAACAGGCUGCAGCGUGGUGGAGCAGUGUCCCCGCAGAGGGACCACACAGCGUCGCAGGACGAGAAGGGCCCCCUGAACUGCACACCCAGCUCCAUGACCGAAUAGACCCACGGGGCCUCAUCACAUGCCAAUGCCAGCCCAUGAGACUGUACCCCUUCAGGAAGGGAGGGUCUCUUUGUAGCCCCAGCUAGCCUGGAACUCGCUAUGCCUGAAACACUGAUCCACCUGCCUCUGCCUCCCUGGAUGAAAGCCUAGCUUUAAACAGGCUUCCUAAACACUUUAAUCUUGCAGUGUGGAGGUGCUGAGGAGCCAGUUUCAGUCUACUGGGGCACAAGAGCUGCAGGACAGUGUCAAAGCCAGCUUUGAAGAAGGGGGAACCCCGUGGAUUCUGACUGUUGGUCCCCAGGCUUAUGUGUGAUGGGAAGACUGAGACUGGACUACACAGUGGAGCACUAAAGUGCCUGUGCUCCUGUGGAUCUUAGUGUGGCCACUCAGCAGGGAGGGGCCAGGGCUGACUUCCAGUUCUAACACCUCCCAGGCUGCUGGCCCAAGAACAAUUAGGGUUAAUCCAAGGUUAAAGUCCCAUGUCUCCAAAGGCACUGCUCUGUUGACAGACAGUAAGGAGGGGGUUCAUCAAAGAACAGUGGUAUAUUUGGGGUAGUGUGAGGAAGGGGUUGAGAAGCAGCCACCUUCACUGAGUUUGACCUUUGGCCAGCCACUUUAUCCCAACCACCUUUGGGGUCAGCUUGUUAGCCUUAUAGGAUCUUAACUGCAGUUUUAGAGUGCUGCCACCAGGAUCUGCACUCUGGCCUCCACAUUCACACAAUUCUAUCCAGAAAGAACAUCUAACCUCCUUCAGGGUACAUACAGUACAGCUGCCUCAUCCAGAUAGGGUCUGGUGCCAAACUGGGUGGGAGGGGCAAUCUUGCAUGUCAUGGACCUUCUACCAGUGUCAAAAGUCCUCCCUACCAUGGACCACAGGGCAGGCAGCUAUAACACAUCUCUGUAUCCCAGAGGGAGGAGAGCAGAUAUGGAAGAAGCAUUAGUGGAAGAACUGGGAUGGGAAAUUCUUAGGGUCUCUCAGACCAAAG